Anoplophora glabripennis (Asian longhorned beetle) is the source of this 804-nucleotide messenger RNA. Its product is annotated as HMG1/2-like protein. The record is from RefSeq and is a predicted model, not a curated record. The coding region runs from base 88 to 738 and encodes 216 amino acids. The transcript has 4 exons. NCBI's taxonomy places the organism in Eukaryota, Metazoa, Arthropoda, Insecta, Coleoptera, Cerambycidae. Gene Ontology annotation, molecular function: transcription cis-regulatory region binding.
AGUGGAUGUUUAAAUUAGGUUAUAUUACUGUAAUUGUAAUUGAAAUUUCAAUACAGCGCUUUAUGUUUUCUGGCAAAAGUUGUAAAAAUGAUGUCUGAUGAGUCUGAAAACGAUGGAGUGUACGUCGAUAAUCAAGAAAAUGAUCUCUACUAUAAGAAAUACAAACUGCUACUAGAAGAAUGCUCGCAACUUCAAAGAUCUAAUGAAAUAUUAGUGUUUAGGAUACAAGAAGUCAAUAAAAUAACUAAGCGUAGACUAAAAGAUGUAAGAUUUUUCAAACAAAGGUUACUAAAUAAUUUCGAUGAAGACUGGACUGUCAUUCCUAAUUUAGAUAUGGCACUAGAAGAAGAGGAUGAUAAAAGAUCUGUAGCACAUUUGAUGCUGAAAGACAAAAUAAAGGAAGAAAAACUUGACGAAGAAGAGAAACAAGAGAAAUCAAAGGCAAAGAAACCAUCCAAGAGGAAGACAGUGAAAUCUGAAAGGGAUCCAAACGCUCCAAAGAGACCUUCGAAUCCAUUCUUUCAGUUCUGUCAAGAGCAGAGGCAAAUAUUAAUGGAACAAAUUAGCGCCGAGCUGAAGCCCGGAGAAAUGGAACCUACGAAACAAGAGUUAACUAGGCAGCUGGCUAUAAAGUGGAAAACGUUAUCCAUUCCUGACAAAAAGGUGUAUGUGGACAGGUACGAGAGAUCUAAAGAAAAAUAUGCAGCCGAAAUGGAAGAGUAUAAUAUGAAAAAAUAAGUCUACAUUAUUCUAGACUAUAGUAUGUAGUUUAAGUCAAUAACUUGCAAUAAACUAAUAUAUGAA